Messenger RNA from Asparagus officinalis (garden asparagus), 2691 nucleotides. Its product is annotated as putative E3 ubiquitin-protein ligase LIN-1. Gene Ontology annotation, molecular function: ubiquitin-protein transferase activity. The transcript has 5 exons. Gene Ontology annotation, biological process: protein ubiquitination. Lineage: Eukaryota; Viridiplantae; Streptophyta; Magnoliopsida; Asparagales; Asparagaceae. The record is from RefSeq and is a predicted model, not a curated record. Bases 1 to 2691 code for a protein of 896 amino acids.
AUGGCAUCCCUGGAGGAGCUUCUAUCGAGAGAAGGGUUCAAGAGAGGGAAAUCAAAGCAGAGCUCCUACGGCUCACCUGCGUCGAAAGAUUCAAGGUUGCCACCCUAUUCUACUCGCAACCGAAUCAGUUCUGUGGACCAAAGAGCUAGAAGAGACAGAUCAAAAUCAGAUGCGUUUUCUCGUCGAUCAUGGUCUUCAGAGGGUGGGAGAAGUCAAGGUCAAGAUUUGAGGAGAAGCAUUUUGCAGAGAAAGAGCUCAGCUGGCGUGUAUAGGAGAGAGUCACCAAAAAUCAGAGGUUUCGAUAUUGAAAGUUACAGCGAAGAGGAGUCUAAUGAGAAAUAUCAAGUUCAAUACCCGGAUAGUUUCGAGGAGUCAGAUGAAGAUGAUCUACCGAAAGAGCAAGGGAAUUUGCAUACUGAAAGAUUUCAACAGAACGACAACGAGUUUCCUGAAGCUGAGAAACUCGAGAGAAGUACUGAUACCGUUAAAGACGACGCACGAGUUUCUGACCUGAAACUGGAUGAAAUUGGGGCGAAAGCAAUAAUUUCGAUCCUGACAGGAUAUUUAAGGCGGUUUUUUAAGGAUGAGAAUUUCCGGGCAUCCCUGUAUCAGAGCUGUGCUUCCUGUUUAGGUAUAAAUGAAUCGUAUGAGAAUGAUCAAAGUGAAGAUGGAGUAAUUGAUAAUCUCAACCAAGCAAUCAGAGUAGUAGAGAGAACAGCUGUGGGGAGUCCAAGUUCCCAGGAACUGAAGAGGGCAGCAUUGCAGCUAAGUGUUAUUACAGGAUUGAGCUCAGGGGAAUUAAAGGAUGGUUUUAGUUCUGGGAUCCCAAACUUGGAGCUGGCUGCCUGUGCACAUAUCUACCUUAGCAUAAUAUAUAAGUUUCAGAAGAAGGAUAAGGUCUCAGCCAAGCAUCUCCUUCAUGUUUUCUGUGAUUCCCCAAAUCAAGCUCGUACUAAAUUGUUGCCUGUGUUGUGGGAUCGUUUAAUCUUCGCUCAUCUUUCACAUUUAAGGGAAUGGUAUGACAGCGAAGCAGAGGUGAUAGCAAGAUCACCGAGUGGACUAAAAAAGAUGAAACUUUUGGAGGAAAUGUACAGCAAUGUUUUGGAUGUGGGUACUUACAGGUUUGGGGUUUAUUACAAGGAAUGGCUUGACGAUGAGGCUGAAGAUCCUGAACUGCCAUCAAUUGUUGCUCCCCAGGGUUCUUUUAUGUGGAUGCCGAGAGAAACUUCAGGUUCAUUUGAUUCAGAUGAAUUUUCAAGUCCAGGUAGCUCUGCGUCUUCUCAAGCAAAGGUUAGCAAAAAGUUAUAUGAAUCUGUUUUCAGACAGUCAAAGAAGAAAUUCAAAGAAGUUGAUCAAAUGGGUGUCUGGAAGGAUAAGGAGAAUGAAGAGGUCGCCGUGGUUGUAGAGGAGAUUGAUGACGAUGAAAAUAAUAAACCUAUGUUUGGCUCUGAGAGGCAAGGAGAUAAAAUAACUGGAGCUUACUACCUCAAUAUGGGAAGAGAGAAUUUCCAGGAAGAUUACCGCGAUAGCCCUACAGAUGAUAUUCAGAGUUAUCAUACUAUGCAUGCAGAUAAAUGGAGAACAAGCGGAUGUAAGAGCUCAAGCAAACUUAACCUUAUGGUGAAAGAAAAGGUCAAAAGUGAAAAUUUUCAAUCCUCAGCUUCCAACAUGUUCCAAGUGCAAAAAGAAAAUGAGCUUACUUUGAAAAGACUAGCAGAAGAUGCAUUUCAGCCACAGGUGGAUGAUCAUCAUAAAAAUUCACAAGAGCCUGAAUUAAACAAUAUGAAUGACACAAAGUUUCUGAAAUCUGAGAUCAGAAAAACUGGGACAGUUUCCAGAAACUCUGAUUUGAACUCGUCUUUGUUAAGUCCUGGUACAUCUACAUUUGGAGGCUUUGAAGACAUGGACCAAGACUCUUUCUUCUCUAGAAUCCCGAAAGAUUUUGUUUGCCCCAUAACAGGCCAGUUGUUUCAAGACCCUGUAACUCUAGAGAGCGGACAGACCUAUGAACGAGCGGCUAUCAAAGAGUGGUUUGACCAAGGCAACAAGACAUGUCCAGUUACAAAUAGGACAUUGGAAUUUGCGGGUUUGCCAGUAACGAAUUUUGUACUAAAACGUGUAAUUGAUGGGUGGAGAUCUGAAAACUGUAGAAACCUUCUGUUUCUUGCCACUCAAAUAGCGGGGAAUAUAACAACACAAGAAACCAAGUCAAAAGAUGAAUCAGCAUUGUUCAUUAUUGAACAGCUUCUUACCGGUUUCAGCAUAGAGGAACAGACAGAAAAUGCCAGAUAUCUUAUUUCUCUUGGAGGACUGCAGUUUCUUAUUAGGAGGCUAGAACUGGGGGAUUUGGAAGAAAAAAUACGCAUAUCUGCUCUCUUGUUAUGCUGUAUCAAGGCAAAUGACUUCUGCAGGAACUACUUGGCGAAAAAUAUCAGAACAUCUAGUGUCCUUGAGCUCUUACACUGUAAGCAAUUUAGUGCAAGAAGUAAUGCAGUUGCAUUGCUUAUUGAACUAAUUUGUCUAAAUAGAAGGGCAGCCAUCAAUUCAUUUAUUAGUGGCUUGCGUACGGAGGAUAUCUUAAACACAAUGCAAGUACUUCUUCUGUAUCUUCAGGGUGCGCGCCCUGAAGAAAGAGUCAUCAUUGCUGUUCUCCUCUUAUAUUUUGAUCUAAUGGUGUGUUUCAAUAUCUGA